CAAUACAAACAGAGGGCAAAUCCCCUUGUCAGUAUAUAUUUCUUUCAUCACAUUCUCAUUUUUCUGUGGCACAACAGCUUUUCUUUAUACUGAAUUAACCCUUUUGGCUUGGGAAAUGGAACUCUUAAAGCCCCAUCUCUUUCUCUAUCUUCUUGUUAUUUCCUUUUUGUUGGUUCCACUUUUUCAUGGAGGAAUAGGAACAGCAAUAGCUGCCACAAACUAUGAUGGUUCAGAAUCAUGGGGAUAUGUUGAAGUUAGACCAAAGGCACACAUGUUCUGGUGGUACUACAGAAGUCCAUACAGAGUUGAAGAUCCAAAUGAACCAUGGCCAGUAAUACUUUGGUUGCAGGGUGGGCCUGGAGCUUCGGGUGUUGGAAUCGGAGAUUUUGAAGAGAUUGGUCCACUGGACAGGGAUCUAAAACCCCGCAACUCAACUUGGUUGAGAAAGGCUGAUCUCCUUUUUGUGGAUAAUCCAGUCGGAACUGGAUAUAGCUUUGUGGAGGAUGAAAGCCUAUUAGUGAAGACUGAUGUGGAAGCUGCAACAGAUUUGACCACAAUGCUAAUUAGAAUAUUUAAUAGGAACAAAAGCCUACAAAAGAGCCCCCUCUAUAUAGUAGCAGAGUCAUAUGGAGGAAAAUUUGCAGUCACUCUUGGACUUUCAGCCCUCAAAGCUAUAGAGUCUGGUAAACUGAAGCUAAAACUUGGAGGAGUGGCAUUGGGUGAUAGUUGGAUCUCACCUGAAGAUUUUGUGUUCUCAUGGGGUCCUCUUCUGAAAGAUGUAUCAAGGCUUGAUGAUAAUGGCCUGAAACAAUCAAACCGUUUAACCCAAAAAAUAAAGCAGCAGAUUGAUGCCGGCCAGUUUGAAGCUGCAACGGUAUCAUGGAGUAAACUCGAAGACGUCAUACUUGAUAACACUAACUCAGUGGAUUUCUAUAAUUUCUUAUUGGAUUCAGGAAUGGACCCAGUGUCAUUAACAAAUUCAGAAUUGACACGAGCAAUUGCAAUAAAGAGAUACUCAAACUACCUGCAAUCUUCGAGGUAUACUCCAGGUAGUAAUGGUGAUCUUGAAAGCUUGAUGAAUGGUGCUGUGAGAAAGAAACUGAAAAUCAUUCCAAAAAGUGUUCGAUGGGGAUCACAGUCAUAUCCCGUUUUUGAUUCCCUAUAUGGUGAUUUUAUGAGGCCCAGAAUCGAUGAGGUUGAUGAACUAUUAGCUAAAGGAGUGAAUGUAACUGUGUACAAUGGGCAACUUGAUGUCAUUUGUUCGACUAAUGGAGCAGAAGCAUGGGUUAAGAAGCUAAAGUGGGAAGGUCUGAAAACUUUCUUGAAUAUGGAAAGGAGUCCAAUGUAUUGUGGGGAUGACAAAAUUACUAAGGGUUUCACCAAGUCUUAUAAGAAUUUUCACUUCUAUUGGAUUCUUGGAGCUGGUCAUUUUGUUCCAGUGGAUCAACCUUGUCUGGCAUUGGAUAUGGUAGCUAGCAUCACUCAGUCACCGGCUGUUCCAUAAUGAAACACACACAAAUGCACACCUAAUUGAUUUCAAAAUUUACACAACAUUCUAAGAUAGUUCUUCAACAGCAGCUAGAACCUGGACUGCUAUGUAGUUGUAAGAAAAGUCAAUAAAGAAAGAAAAUCUACAUCAUCCAUCUCAUUCUUAUGUUA
Messenger RNA from Lycium barbarum (goji berry), 1659 nucleotides. Its product is annotated as serine carboxypeptidase-like 51. The transcript has 13 exons. The record is from RefSeq and is a predicted model, not a curated record. Gene Ontology annotation, molecular function: serine-type carboxypeptidase activity. Gene Ontology annotation, biological process: proteolysis. NCBI's taxonomy places the organism in Eukaryota, Viridiplantae, Streptophyta, Magnoliopsida, Solanales, Solanaceae. The coding region runs from base 116 to 1504 and encodes 462 amino acids.